AGCUUACUCGGAUCCCACGUGGGGCCAUUCGCGCACGCGUAGAAAGGAGCCGAAGGGGACGCCGGGAGCAGUUCUCCUGUGCACAUAAGUGAGAGAUUCUGUGGGGUACCUACCUAUGAAUGAAAUUGCUAGAUCAAAAGGAAUUGCUUUACAUGGCUCCUGAAGUGACCAUCACAGUUCGCCUCAUUCGUUCAUUUGAGCAUCGCAAUUUCAAGCCUGUGGUAUAUCGCGGAGUUAAUUUGGACCAAACUGUAAAGGAAUUUAUAGUAUUUCUAAAGCAAGAUGUUCUUUUAAGGACCAGCCUGCCACCACCGUUCCGAAAUUAUAAAUAUGAUAAAUUAAAGAUUAUUCAUCAAGCACAUAAAUCAAAGACAAAUGAACUUGUGUUGAGCUUGGAAGAGGACGACAGGCUCCUGUUGAAAGAAGACAGCACUCUGAAGGCAGCUGGAAUCGAAGACGGAGUCCUUGACCUGCUAGGUUGAAAGAAUUGUGACUGCUCUGAACCUUUGCGGGUCCUUUAGCUGCGCCAUAUCCCCUGUGAAUAAUUAGAGGUAUUUGAAGGUAUUGCAGUAGAUGCCAAUUUGUGUCUUUCACUUUGCAUAUUGUUGAAGCCUCAUGAAUUAAUCAUAAGCAGGCAAAAAAUUAACUUCUUCAGACACAUAUUUUGAUGGGUCAUGAGGGAGAAUGUAAAGUGAUCUGUAAAAUAUUCUACUGAUCCUCUGAGUAUUAAAUUAUUAUACCUACAGGCUAAUUUCAGAGGAAAAAAUAGUUCUUCCUCCUCCUUCAGUAAUUGAGUAGCAAAUUUGAAAAAAAUAAAGGUUGUUAUUUCCUAGGACUGUUAGGGGGACUACAAAUAAGCUAUUUUAUGAUUUCCUGAAAACCAGAUUCUUGAAAUAAUUCUUGUUUUUAAUUUUUUUUUUUUUACUUUUAAAUUAUUUGAAUUCUAGAUUCUUACAACUACAACAUAUACUUUUUGUUGAUUUGAUGAAAUGUGAAGCCAAACAAAUAACUCAUCUUUCUCACUGUAGGCCCCCAAAGAACUGAAUCAAAGUAAUAUGGGUUUCUAUACUUGUUUAAAAUCCAAUUUUACAUUAACAUUUUUUUCUGUUUUUCUUU
Hipposideros armiger (great roundleaf bat) is the source of this 1116-nucleotide messenger RNA. RefSeq names its product chromosome unknown C2orf76 homolog (gene CUNH2orf76). The transcript has 7 exons. NCBI's taxonomy places the organism in Eukaryota, Metazoa, Chordata, Mammalia, Chiroptera, Hipposideridae. The record is from RefSeq and is a predicted model, not a curated record. Bases 120 to 482 code for a protein of 120 amino acids.